UUCAGCAAAGCAGCCAUACCGAGAUACAAAGCCUGGUACAAAACAUACACACACACACACACAUCCAUCCUGUAUGUGAUUCCUGCGAUUUGCAAAGGCUCUAUGUUUGCUGAGAGGCUGUGAAAGAUGGAUGGCACGAGGGUCUUUUUAGCCAAUUCCAACCAGCACAUUAACAUCGGAAAAGAAACGCACAGCAGGAAUGGAUUUGUUUAUGUUAAGAACCCUCAUUUGGAUUUAAUGGAAGAAGACAUCCUUUACCACUUGGAUUUAGGAACCAAAACGCACAACCUGCCAGCCAUGUUUGGAGACAUAAAGUUUGUCUGUGUGGGAGGAAGCCCCAACAGAAUGAAGGCUUUUGCUCAGUUCAUGCAGAAAGAACUUGGACACGAAGGAGAGGACAAUGACUUGAAAAACAUUUGUGCUGGGACUGACCGUUACUCCAUGUAUAAGGUGGGCCCAGUGCUCUCCAUCAGCCAUGGGAUGGGUAUUCCCUCCAUUUCUAUCAUGCUUCAUGAACUAAUCAAAUUGCUACACCAUGCAAAAUGCUGUGAUGUUACCAUUAUCCGCAUCGGUACCUCGGGAGGAUUAGGAGUUGAGCCUGGCUCUGUGGUAAUAACAGAUGUGGCAGUGGAUUCCUUUUUCAAGCCCCAGUUUGAGCAAGUGAUCCUAGACCGUGUGGUGACACGAAGCACCGAGCUUGACCAAGACUUGGCUUCUGAGUUACUCAAAUGCAGCGGAAAGGAUUUCCCAACACUAAUAGGCCAUACAAUGUGCACGUAUGAUUUUUAUGAGGGCCAAGGACGGUUAGAUGGAGCCUUGUGCUGCUUCUCUAAUGAAAAAAAGCUAGAGUAUUUAAAAAGAGCAUACAAUGCCGGCGUGAGAAACAUAGAAAUGGAAUCCACAGUAUUUGCUGCGAUGUGCAGGCUUUGUGGCCUGAAAGGAUGCUCUACAAUCAAAAUUUAGUAAUCCAGUCUGUUCUCAUCAUUUGCACUGAACGACAAUAAUGAUACCCUCUAGUAUGGAAAAUGGACCAAGACGCCAUAUGACUUUCUGAUUUCAUACUUCUUCUCUGACUUAACAGCCAGAGGAAGUCAGUAAAUUCUGGGUUGUGUCGACUGGCACUUGGCAGAUAAAGGCUGCCCACAAGCUAACAGACGUUCCAGGGAACAUCUUGAAGAAGCACCGGUGGUCGUUUUCUCUGAAAAGCAGUAAGGAUUUGGACCCCAAAGGAAUCUGUUUAAUUUUCUCUAUGACUGGCAAGUAUUUCUCACUGAGACCAACACUAAGGAACAAUUUAACCACUGGUGAAAUAUGAAAAUUACAAACCAACAUUAACAAGUCAAACCAAGCUGCUAGGACAGUGCAAUAUUGCCAUUAGAGAAACGAUGUCAAAAGCUGAAAUAAAUACUAUUAAAAAAAAGUACUACACCAGCCAAUUCAUACAAACAGAGAAAUUGUUGCAAACCACAGUUUAGACAACAAUGAAAUGAAUUUUAUAUGAAACAGCUAUGUAUGUCAUCUGAAGAAAAAGAAAGAGAAGAGAAGAGUUCAGUUUUAUGGCAGGAAAGAAACUAGAUGCUAUCUGGUCUUAUACCUUCAAACAGAGGGAGCAGGACUUAGAUGUCUUUGAUCUAGUAACACUACACAAGGCAACCUAACAAUACAUACAGUUAAGAAGCCAGAUACAAA
This is a messenger RNA of Pseudonaja textilis, 1689 nucleotides long. RefSeq names its product uridine phosphorylase 2 (gene UPP2). NCBI's taxonomy places the organism in Eukaryota, Metazoa, Chordata, Lepidosauria, Squamata, Elapidae. Gene Ontology annotation, biological process: uridine catabolic process; nucleotide catabolic process. The record is from RefSeq and is a predicted model, not a curated record. Gene Ontology annotation, cellular component: cytosol; cytoplasm. Gene Ontology annotation, molecular function: uridine phosphorylase activity.